GGUGCCAUUGAUUUCAACCAUGGCUUGACUGUGGUGAGCUUUUAGAGGUCUCAAUAAGGACACAUGUCAACACUCCAACGCUAUGAGUCAUCCCUGACCUCAGCUCCUUAAUUUCCUCGCUUUCUUCAAAACGCAGCCAACAACCCAAUGGACCAGGAUAGUCAUGCUCUCCUUCCUUUCUUCCUCAACCACCUCUCCCCUCCUUUAUCUCUCUAGAAAACUCUCUCUUCAAACGCUAACAAGAAAUCUCUCACACACAACCAUGGCAAUAAACUUGCAGACCCAUGCCUUCGCCGGCAAUCCUUUGAAAGCCAAGACCCCAAAACCCGAAGACCCAUUUUCACCAAUCUCAGCCCUUGAAACCCUCAGGACCCAGCUCUCAGAUGCCACCCAUCGCCUCUCUUCCCCUACUUUCAAGGUCCUGCCUUUCAGGAAAGGCAGGCCCUUGGCAUCUUCCAGUGGUGGGCUCGGUGACUCGGCACCAAAUUGGCAACUGGGCUGGAUUGGUUUGACUGAUUGCAAGGGUUACUUGGCCAAUUCUGGGGUCCAGCUCAGUGAGGACUCGUUGGUGUACCUGGGUUCGAGGCCUGACGACGAUGUCGUCUAUUGGGGAAUUGAUGUUUCAGGUGAGGGCGGUCUGGUGCCGGAGUUUGGGAGCAAGCAGCUCAGCUUUGUGGAGCUGAGGACGUUAAUGGUGGCAACCGAUUGGGCCGACGAGCAAGCUAUGGGGGAAUUGGCUAUUGCUGGUCAUGCCAGGGCAUUGCUAGAAUGGCAUAGCAUAUCGCGCUUUUGUGGAUAUUGUGGAGAGAAAACAGUCCCCAUGGAAGCUGGGAGGCGGAAGCAAUGUUCAAAUGAGUUAUGCAAAAAGAGGAUUUACCCUCGUGUUGAUCCGGUUGUCAUCAUGUUGGUCAUAGAUAGAGAGAAUGACCGUGCACUCUUAAGCCGACAAUCAAGAUUUGUACCCCGAAUGUGGAGUUGCUUAGCUGGUUUUAUAGAACCAGGAGAAAGCUUGGAAGAGGCAGUGAGAAGAGAAACAUGGGAAGAGACUGGUAUUGAAGUAGGAGAAGUUGUAUAUCAUAGUUCUCAACCAUGGCCUGUGGGACCAAGUAGCAUGCCAUGCCAGCUGAUGGUUGGCUUUCAUGCAUAUGCAAAAUCACUAGAGAUAAACGUGGACAAGGAGGAGUUGGAAGAUGCUCAGUGGCACAGCAGAGAAGAUGUGAAAAAAGCUUUGGCAUUUGCCGAAUACAAAAAAGCUCAAAAAACUGCAGCAGUCAAGGUAGAACAGAUGUGCAAGGGGGUUAAGAAAGAACAGAGCUUUGCUGCAGAUUUCAACGUGGAAAGUGGUGAGCUUGCUCCCAUGUUUAUCCCUGGGCCAUUUGCUAUUGCUCAUCAUCUCAUCUCUUCCUGGGUCUACCAAGAUACAAUAAUCAAUGGUGUUGAAGCUCGUUUCAAACAACCUAGUGGUUCUACUUCUUCUAUGUCCAGUUUGUAGUAGCGGCUCAAUUCUUUCUUAAGAUAGCAUGAAAUCCAGAAUCCCACAUUCAUGGAAUGAUUUUCUUUUUGAUCAUCAAAGAUUCAAAGGUCAGCCACCUAUAUAUAUAUAUAUAUAUUGUUUCCCAAGAUGGUAAAUAGAUUCUACAGCCUCUGAAAUGAGAAAGAGAGAGCUGUUCUCUUUCUUUCAAUUAUUUUUUAUUUUUAUUUUUAUUUUGCAGUCGUGGAUUUCCAUUCUUUUUACUCAUAUUACACUCAUUUGUCCUCAAAAGAACUUUCAAUUAUGAAUUGACGUGAUAAUUUAUUGUAAUGGCAAAUGUAUCCUAUUUGACCUUUUGAUUACAUAAUGGAGGCAAUGAGCAGUCGGUUUUGAA
Alnus glutinosa is the source of this 1865-nucleotide messenger RNA. RefSeq names its product nudix hydrolase 19, chloroplastic. Gene Ontology annotation, biological process: NAD+ catabolic process; NADP+ catabolic process. Gene Ontology annotation, cellular component: cytosol. The record is from RefSeq and is a predicted model, not a curated record. Bases 164 to 1492 code for a protein of 442 amino acids. Gene Ontology annotation, molecular function: metal ion binding; NADH pyrophosphatase activity. The transcript is spliced from 6 exons. NCBI's taxonomy places the organism in Eukaryota, Viridiplantae, Streptophyta, Magnoliopsida, Fagales, Betulaceae.